Messenger RNA from Penicillium canescens, 2607 nucleotides. RefSeq lists its product as uncharacterized. The coding region runs from base 1 to 2091 and encodes 696 amino acids. The record is from RefSeq and is a predicted model, not a curated record. NCBI's taxonomy places the organism in Eukaryota, Fungi, Ascomycota, Eurotiomycetes, Eurotiales, Aspergillaceae. The transcript is spliced from 9 exons. Gene Ontology annotation, molecular function: DNA-binding transcription factor activity, RNA polymerase II-specific; zinc ion binding; RNA polymerase II cis-regulatory region sequence-specific DNA binding. Gene Ontology annotation, biological process: DNA-templated transcription; positive regulation of transcription from RNA polymerase II promoter by galactose. Gene Ontology annotation, cellular component: nucleus.
AUGGAGCCGCCGUCCAAUAAGCCUACCCUGCAAGGGCCAUCGGGCAAACGUCGCCGCGUAGCCUUGGCUUGUGAAUGUGAUGGCGUCCGGCCCCAGUGUGGCAUGUGCAGAGACUUGGAAUUUGAAUGUAUCUACAUGCCACCAGUCACUGCCACUAACGUGAUCGUCCAGAAACACUACCUCCAAGAUAUGGAGUCACGGGUGAAGUCGCUUGAGGUCAGCCUCACCAACAUUCGAUCGGACCUGUCUGGCCUGGCGGAGCACCUCACAAACAGAAGCCCCGUGGGCGAAGGUCCGGAGCCUAGACAUGAGCCUCUUGCUGACCUGGCUGGAACCGAGGACCCAAUUGACGCUAUGGGCGCGGUGACCUUCGCAGAUGAGGAGGACUGCGGAUAUUUUGGCCCGUCAUCAAACAUCGCGUUCUUGCGGCACCUAUCCCGCGCGGUGUCAUACACAGGAAGCAACCAAAAAGAAACUCACUCACCUCGGAUAAACCAAAUUGCCUACGAUGGCGGCUUUGUCAGCGCCACCCGGCACCCAUCGCCGUUAUCAAGCCGCACGCCUACGACUGUGCAUCCCGGGCUCGCGACGAAUCUAGCCUUGCCGUCCGAUACAUUACAGCUGAUUCGCCGGUAUUUCUACCAUACGGGAUUGCUGUUCCCAUACAUACACCCCCGGGGCUUCCUCGAGGUGUAUCACCAAUUCAAGAACAAUGUCAGGAAAGUCCGCCGAACCUGGUUAGGCUUGCUGAACAUCAUGCUGGCCAUGGCAAAGGUGACCGCCGUGUCCGGCCACGCGCCUGCGGAAACAAGGAUCGAAGAGUCCACCGUCUACUAUCGACAGGCGUUGAACCUGUGCCGAGGCGAGAUUCUACGAGGGACCACAUUGGAAGUUGUGCAGUUCCUCCUGCUCAUGGGCCAAUAUCUCCAGGGGACGCAAAAAUCCGUCCAGGCGUGGACCGUUCACGGGCUCGCGGUCAAGGCCGCCCUGCAGCUCGGGCUCCAUUCGAAGGACGCGUCCCAGGCCUUCUCCCCUCUUGAGCGCGAGAUACGAAAGAGAACAUGGUUCGGCUGUGUGGUAUUGGAUCGAACUUUGAGCAUGACCUUCGGACGACCGCCGGCGAUUCCCGACAGUUAUGUUCAGCUAGACCUCCCGAUCUUAGAUAGUACCACCGAGGUCCAACCUUUCGUCGACAAUGAGACCAUACAUCACAGCAUCCAGUUCUAUAAUUGCACCAUAACCCUGUACAAGCAGAUGGGUAAUAUCAUUGACCAGAUCUAUGGUCAAAAUUUGGCCUGUGGGCCUGGCCUGUCUGUUAGUGAGACGGUGGGCCGGGUGCUGGCGAUCGAGAACCAGCUGUUCUCGUGGAACAUGGCGCUUCCGGACAGCUUUCGUCAAUUAUCGCUGCAGGGCCUUCGCAAGGGAAUUGAGCAGUCGCAGGCCCUCGGCCGGCUGUUUCCCCUGAAGUUUCGGGUUAUCCUGACCCUGCGAUAUCUCCACAUCCAGAUCCUGUUGCAUCGGCCUAUCCUGGCGAAGUUUCUCGACGCCAGCCACGCGUCUUGUCUGGAGCUCAGCGAAGAGCGGAUUCUGAAUGACAUCGGCUACAGUAGCAUGAAAAAGUGCGUCGAAUCAGCUAUGGGUAUUAUUGACAUGGUCCACGAACUUGUUUCUGGGACUGGGUGGCAGCAAGAUCUCCUUGGGGCGUGGUGGUACUCCCUGUACUACACCUUCAACGCUGCGCUGGUAAUUAUCGGUGUGACUUGGGUGCAGCGCACGAGGCAGUCGGCCCGAGAUUCCCCAGUGCUCCAGACGCUGGACAUCCUGAUAUAUCCUGAUCGCGCCGUCGCAACCUUGCAUCAAUUAGAUACGGGCAAUCGGAUGGUGGACCGCUGCAGGUACUACCUCGAACAGUUGAUAUCUGUCCUACGUUUACAACCAGAGGAUCCGACUGGUACAGACCCCACCCAGCUUGAACCGGCAGCCGUGGGCAGUGCGAACCCAGAUUUCAACUUUGCGUCGUUUGGCAUUGAAUGUGGGGAAUUCAUGUUGGAGGAAUUGUUUACCAACAUCACACACGGAUCGACUUAUUGACGUUGUCAGCCUACGUCCUUAUUGACCGCGCCUACAGUCCUCAAGCGUGAGCGGGUAAGGAUGGCUCUGGAAUAGCAUUGUUUCGAUCCUUCAAAACGACUACACCUACAAUGCAGUUUACUGGUAUUACUCUGUCUGUGGUUCAGCAUCUCUCCAUCCACCCAGCUUCCAUGUGGAUUCUGGCCUGCAGGUGAGCGAAGUUUUGCCUGUCCCGCAGAUGGAGUUUGCUGGAUAUCAUCUCAUAAUUAUUAAACAGCAUUAAAAUAUAUCCCCCCAUCUCCCCCGUGGUCGAGUUCCUUCCACGGGAUAAAGACCGGCUCUUGGACAAGAUGGGGUUUACCGGGAAAUAAGACCUCAAUUUGCCUUGUAGCGUUGUACAAGGGAAACCGCACAACACUCCCCCUGUUUGACACAGCCCAUUUCAGAUCGGUACCCAGCUGCGAGCCCGUCGGACCGAAGUAGCAGUGGCGAUAGGGAGGGUGGUGAACCGGCAGUCGAUCGGGUAGAACUGAAAUG